Molecule: messenger RNA, 5829 nt
Organism: Saccoglossus kowalevskii
Lineage: Eukaryota; Metazoa; Hemichordata; Enteropneusta; Harrimaniidae
Product: rho guanine nucleotide exchange factor TIAM1-like
Biological process (GO): small GTPase-mediated signal transduction; activation of GTPase activity
Molecular function (GO): guanyl-nucleotide exchange factor activity; protein binding
Source: RefSeq, a predicted model, not a curated record
AUGGAAACUGGCCGCGUGAAGAAUGGAAGUUUGGGGAGGAAUACAAAAUUAGGAAGUCUUAUUAACAACUCUCCAGGUUCUGUACGAUCCCGGAGCAACACAGAUAGUCAUUUACAUAGGAGCAACUCUGGAAUAGCGUUGCCGCUAAUUCCUAAAGAACUGCCGGAUAGUUUGCCUCCAAGGAGAUCAUCACUGCCAAGGCAAGCCAAGUCUAUGAGUUAUUACGAUAACAGUUUUGUUGGUGAACCGAUUGAAAUGUCAACGCCACAACCUGCCCUGAAAGAGUACGAGCUUCACCUUCAGAAGAUGAAUCUUGAUUAUUCAGAUAGCGGAUUCGGUAAUGGUAUGUGCCCAGAGACAGAAACUGCAACGUCAUCCACCAAGAGUUCUAAAAAUUCUGAGUCAAGCGGGCGUGGUAAAUCAAAGCCAACAUCUGGAAUUGUACGCAUUAUGGGAGGUGGAAGUGACAGUGGUAGCAGUGUUGGUCGGCAUAGCAAUGGAACAAACAGACGUUCCUCAUCAACCGCUGAAGCCGAUUCUGUAGACACUUCUGAAUUGAAACCGUUUAUGUUCAAAGAAGAGGAUGAUGUCAUGUCUGAUGCGUCAAAUGACUCGCUGAGUUCGCAUAAAAGUGAUAUGUCAUACAAUAGACGUGGUGCUAUCCGGAAAGCUGGGUGGUUGCAUGUAAAAAAUAUGUUGGUAACGCGGAAGAAGAAAGUAGAAAGAGCAGCCAAAAGAAGAUGGAAAAAAUAUUGGGUUUGUUUGAAAGGAACCACAUUGUUGUUUUUUGUCUGUGAUGAGAAGACUAGUGUGGAUGAAAGCAGUACACCAAGACAUGUAUUAGUUGCUGAUGGUGCCAUAUCGCAAGCUGUGCCUGAACAUCCAAAACGAGACCAUAUAUUUUGCCUUAGUACGUCAUUUGGUGAUGCCUACUUAUUUCAGGCACAGAGUCAGAUUGAGAUGGAAAACUGGAUGGGUGCUAUACAUUCAGCUUGUUCUUCAGCUUUGGCAAGACAGCAUGGAAAAGAAGACACACUUAAAUUACUAAAAUCAGAAGCCCAGAAACUGGAACAGCAAAUUGAUGUGGAUGGUAAAAUGAAGAAGAUGGCGGAAUUACAAUUGACAGUUGUGUCUGAUCCAAGAAGUAAACAUGCAAUCGUGAAACAGAUGGAUAAGUUUGAAUGUGGCGUCAGUACACUCAAAGGAAACGUGAGAAGCAAUGUCCGUCCACCGAUCAGAAUUCCUGACUGGGACGAAGUUGAAGUUCAAAAAAAUAAUUGCAGUCUGAACACCACUGGAGCAUCAGAUCUGAGUUUUGACGAUGAAGAACCAAUGGUAGUGGCGGAAGGGACAGCAGUAUGGGAGAAUCUUGGCGAGGGAAUGUUGACCAAAGUGACAUUACCAGACAACCAGAGUACGGUAGUGAAAAUAAGACCUGGCAUGCUGGUACAAGAUGUCUUAUACACAUGUUGUAUUAAACGUCAAAUGGAUUACCUGUAUUAUUACAUAUCGCUGAGAAAAUCUAGCGGUGAUGGUACGAAGCAGUACGUACCAGACAGAUAUGUGUUUAUGGAUAAACAGGAAUAUGAUGAGGUGGAAGUACUGCCAAAGAGUAUACACCAAGUGGAGCUAUAUAAAUACAAUGAUGAUCCAACAAUGACAUUUGGAUUUCAGAUCGAGGCUGAACUUGGUGAAGACUCAGAACAGGAAGAUCAGCUGUGUGUAUUUAUUAGUGAGAUUCAUUCCGGUAGUUUAGCAUAUCAUCAAGACUUACAAAUUGGAGACGAACUGUUGGUAAUCAACGGUAAAGUUGUAUGCGACUUGGACAUGUUAUACAUAGAACAAGUCAUACAACAAGAAACGGCUCUGACUUUAACAGUUCGAUCCUGCCGAAAGUCUACAUUCAGUCAGAAAUCGCCAAAGAAACGGAUCAAGUAUGAUGACAGUCGAACAAUGUCACCGAAAAGAUCUUCAAGUGGUAUACCGCUACCCACGCUAACCCCGGACAAGGAAUUCCCCGAACUUAGUAACGAACAAAUUGAUUCGCUUCUGCAAAAUGCGGAGCAAGUAACGGCAUUCUGUCGACAGUUGAAUAUCAGAGACUUUGAUUGCAAGGAGACGAAUAGCUUCAAAGAUUUUGACGACCAGCAUGAAACGACUGUGAAGCACAUGUCAACAGCUCAGAAGAUACGUAAGGUGAUUCUGGAGUUGCUUGACACGGAGAGGUCAUACGUGAAAGAUUUGAACUGCCUGAUGUUGCGAUACUUAGAGCCGUUACAAAAUGAAGCUUUUCUCACAGUUGAGAGGUAACUUGAUGCCUUAUUUGGUAAUAUCAAAGACAUUGUAUCAUUCCAAGAGACUUUUUUGCACAGUUUAGAAGAAGCUAUUCAACUUGAACCUAAUUUCUAUGAUAUAGAGACACCCAUACAGUUUAGAAGGAUAUUGUUUUCUAUAGGAGGCUCAUUUCUAUUCUAUGUGGAUCACUUCAAGCUCUAUAGUACAUUCUGUGCCAGUCAUUCCAAAGCACAAAAAAUACUGGAUCCAGCUCGGGGUAACAAAUGUUUGCGUGAAUUUUUGGAAGCCAGGAAUCCAAAACAUCAACAUUCAUCUUCAUUGAGUUCCUAUCUUAUCAAACCCAUACAAAGAGUACUGAAAUACCCACUGCUGCUGAGAGAGCUGAAAUCACACACAGAUCCUGAAAACGAUGAACAUUAUCACCUGUCAGAAGCUUUAAAGGGAAUGGAGAAAGUAGCUGAACACAUCAAUGAUAUGAUGAAAGUGCAUGAAGAGUACGGAGAUAUAUUUGAAAACUUAAUACAAGACCAAUAUCAUCUUAAAAGAGAGGUUCCUGACUUAGCAAUGGAUGAUUUGGUAAUGUACGGGGCCGCUACAUGGUUCAACUGCCAAGAAGAUCUGGGAAAGGUUAAAAAAGGAAUGGAACCAGAAGUCAUUGUUUUUGUGUUCCGUCUAGCUGUGGUUUUGAUAUGCAAAGAGAGGGUAAGAAAGAAGAGCAAGUUAUCUUCAUCUCUGUACAGUCCGAGUUUACGGGGGUCAACAACCAGUAAUUUUGUUGGGGAUGUCAUUAUUAGGUUUAAAAGACUUAUACCAGUAGCUUCAUUACAAGUGAGGAAUAGUACAACCAAUGAUACUGAUUAUAGAUGCAUGUGGGAAUUACUUCAAACCAAAUCAACGACUGAAGGGAGGCCAGAAAAGGUGUUUGUGCUUUCAUGCAAUACAACAGAAGACAAAAAUUCAUUCCUAAAGUCUAUUCGUCAGAUUUUACGAGAUUAUAACCGUUAUAAAAACAGUACGCCAACAACUAAUGUCAAACAGCCGAUUGGGAAACCGAAAACAUACACCCCAUAUGGUGGGAAAAGAUUUGAAGGUCUUAAUAAAGGAAGACGACUGGGAAGACGGCGGCCAUUUUCUACUCCGCAAACGCACAAGAAAUCUGAAGAUAAGGAAAAAGCAGUGGAAAAUGAAUCGAGUAUAAAAACUGAACCUUCUGCAGAAAAUAAUUGUGAAAGAACUGCGCAGGAAAACAUUGAGAAAACUACACAGGAAAUCAUUGAAAGUCAUAGUCAUAACCAUGUUGAAAACACUCCACAGGACAGUGUUUUAAAUAAUGUACCGGGAAAUGAUGAUGUUGACAAUCUUGUGUCUCACAGCGUUGAAAAUACUGCUCCAGACAGUAUUGCAAAUAAUUCACAUAGCUAUGUUGGAAAGACUGUUCAGCACAGCAUUGAACGCUCUACACGGGAAAUUAUUGAAAACAACCUACAUGACCAUGUUGAAAAUUGUGUACCACAAAUUGUUGAAAAUGCCACACACGGCAGCAUUGACCCUGACGAACAAAAGCAAUCUGAACCUGAUGUGCAAACCAGUCAUGAAAUAUUUUUUGUGAACUCUUCUGAAAAUUCACCGCAGGAUAAUUUUGAACAAGUUGUAUCAAGCAAUUCUGAAUACAUUGCACAGAACAGUCCUCCAAUUAUCAGGAAUUCAUGGGCAGGCCCCACAACUAAAUCUGUGUCCAAUCACGUCCCAUAUGCAAAUGAAUGGACAAGUGAAAGUAGUAGUAGAUUAAUACUCUCUGAUUCAUCGUCAAAUCCACGGACUACAAAUGUCACACUGUCUUCUUUCCUGCCAACGCGCAACAUUGGCCAGAAACCUAAUUCAAGCAAACCAAGUGUUACUCUGCCAGGAAGUCAUGAUGAACAGUACGACAACAUCACUGUUCAGUCAGUCAACCAAAGAAUGGAUUUUAUAAACAGUAAUGACCCCAUUUACAGUGAUAUGAUCAUUGUGGAAGAUGAGCAAAUUUUCAGGCAAGAUCAUGCAGCAGUUAAAAAGACUACACAGACACCGAUUCGUUGUGAACCACCAAGAUACAAUUACAGGACUGAAAAUUCCUUUGUGGAUUUAAUACUUGAGGAGGACCAGACUGAAUGCUGAUUGUUGAACGUGCAUGAGUCCAUUUUUGUUAUCUUUCACAAAAAUAAACCCCCAUUUUUUCAUAUUUUUUCAAGAAAAUUGAUCAAGACAUGUCAACUGUGUAAAAAAUUACUGGUACCUCCAUUUGGUCAAACAUUAAUAAAGAAAUAAUGUGGAAAAAGUCCAGGAAAAUUUUGAAGGGACAAAUAAUGGAAAAUAUUAUGGUGCAAUGUAACAGAAUUUACAAUGACACUGUGUUCAAGUCGCCUUAUGAUGUGGCUUUCAACUUUUUUUUUUUAAUGAUUUUUUUUUUAAAUUACACAAGGCAACUGAAUAUCACAUUGAAAAAUCAGUGUGACUGUUACAACUAUGGAAGUUGCAUGCUUUCAGGGGAAUGUCAUGAACAUAAACUCUGCAAACAAACACUGGCACCAAUAGUGUGAAAUUGUAUAUUUUUAAAUAUCACACAUUAAUAAAAUUGACAGCUGUAUUUUGGCAUUAUUUGCAGUGCACUGUGUUGAUGUUGGAAAUUGAUGCUCACCAAAUUGAAACGAUACCCCUACCCCCACCCCAUCAUACAUUCAACAAUUGUGCUUCCAAUAUUUUGAAUCAGCCAUGUCCUGGAUUCGGAUUCGUCUUUUCCAUUUUUCCAAUAUCAGCCCUGAUCUUAAUCACAUAUUUUGUUCUGCUUUCGGUACUAACUGUCACAGAUUGUUAUGGCAACUGUAUCGAUCAUUGCCAGCCGAGAUUUAAAUGAUAAUUAUAUUUUAUGUUGAAAUAAACUUGAAUUUAAAAGUGAAGGAUAUUUAUAUAUAUAUAUAUAUAUACACACACAGUAAGAAACAUACAAGGUAAUAUUAUAUAUUUCAACAAAUGUAAAAUCAUAAUAUUUUAUCAAUAAUAUAUUGGGUAGAUUAUGUACAAGUAUUUGAAAUGUGUUUAUUUUACUGUACGUUUGUAGGGCUUGAUUAGAGGUUUGGUUGAAAUCUGUAUCUCCCUCCUACACAACAUUCAUCAUAGAGGGCGCUAUUUCCAUACUGAUCUGCAUCUAGUGCAAAUUGUUGACUCGUUCAUUUUUAUCCCCUGCCCUAAAAAUAUCUAUUGUUUUGUUUUCUCUUUCUGUAUUUAUAAGGUUUGCACAUCAGUGGCAGUUUAUUGGAUUGUCUGCUCUGAAGAAUGCCUUAAAAGUAUUCUUUUUAAAAUAUUUUAAAGUUUUUUUAAUUCUUGCAGUACUGCAAAUACCAGGUAUAACUUGUGUGUAUUAUAUAUUGAUUUUUUUAGUAUGUUUAGUUUUGUUUGUUGCUGGAAUGUAUGCCAGGGGUGAAUUUAUUUUGAUACAUGUUUUUAUACUAUUUAUUUACACUAUCUGCUUUUAAUUUUCUCAUCUUUGGAUCCCAA